ACCCGGAUGUGUGUAGUGGCGGUGGCCGAAGAGCUUGUGUACGGAGCUGAGAGGCCUAUGGAUGAGGAGGACGCGGCGGCCCCGGUUUGUUCUCAUGAACAAGAUGGAUGACCUCAACCUGCACUACCGGUUUCUGAACUGGCGCAGGCGGAUCAGGGAGAUUCGAGAGGUUCGGGCUUUCCGGUAUCAGGAGAGGUUCAAACACAUCCUUGUAGAUGGAGACACUUUGAGUUAUCAUGGAAAUUCUGGUGAAGUUGGUUGCUACGUGGCUUCUCGACCCCUGACCAAGGACAGCAAUUAUUUUGAGGUGUCCAUUGUGGAUAGUGGUGUCCGGGGCACCAUUGCUGUGGGGCUGGUCCCUCAGUACUACAGCUUGGAUCACCAGCCUGGCUGGUUGCCUGAUUCUGUAGCCUACCAUGCUGAUGAUGGCAAACUGUACAAUGGCCGAGCCAAGGGCCGCCAGUUUGGGUCAAAGUGCAACUCUGGGGACCGGAUUGGCUGUGGCAUUGAGCCUGUGUCCUUUGACGUACAGACUGCCCAGAUCUUCUUCACAAAAAAUGGGAAGCGGGUGGGCUCUACGAUCAUGCCUAUGUCCCCGGAUGGGCUGUUCCCAGCAGUUGGCAUGCACUCCCUGGGUGAGGAGGUACGGCUGCAUCUCAAUGCUGAGCUGGGCCGAGAGGAUGAUAGCAUCAUGAUGGUGGACAGUUAUGAGGAUGAAUGGGGCCGGCUGCAUGAUGUCAGAGUCUGCGGGACUCUGCUGGAGUACUUGGGGAAAGGCAAAAGCAUCGUGGAUGUGGGGUUAGCUCAGGCCCGGCAUCCACUGAGCACCCGUAGCCACUAUUUUGAGGUGGAGAUCGUGGAUCCUGGAGAGAAAUGCUACAUUGCCUUGGGGCUGGCCCGGAAGGAUUAUCCCAAGAACAGACACCCUGGCUGGAGCAGAGGGUCCGUGGCUUACCAUGCAGAUGAUGGGAAGAUCUUCCAUGGUAGUGGUGUGGGAGACCCCUUUGGACCACGCUGUUACAAAGGGGACAUUAUGGGCUGUGGAAUCAUGUUUCCCCGGGACUAUAUUCUGGAUAGUGAGGGUGACAGUGAUGACAGCUGUGACACAGUGAUCCUGUCCCCAACUGCCCGGGCUGUCCGGAACGUCCGGAAUGUCAUGUACCUGCACCAAGAAGGGGAAGAAGAAGAGGAGGAAGAGGAAGAGGAAGAAGAUGGGGAAGAGAUAGAGCAGGAGCAUGAGGGCAAGAAGGUGGUGGUUUUCUUCACCCGAAAUGGCAAGAUCAUUGGGAAGAAAGAUGCUGUUGUACCUUCGGGAGGCUUCUUCCCCACCAUUGGAAUGCUGAGCUGUGGGGAGAAAGUGAAAGUAGACCUGCAUCCCCUGAGUGGCUAGGCCUCCUCCUUCACACCCGCCCUCCUCUCUCUGCACACCCUUUGAAGGGCUGGGUGCUCAGUUCCUGGCUUCCCCUGGGAUUUGUUUACUCUACAGGCCCUGGGGUACAUUCACUCUGAUCCCUACCAACCCAGGUCCUGGUCAAGCUUGACCUUUCUUACCUGAUGCCAUCUGUAAUCAUCAGUCCCUGGGCCCGAGUCCCUGGUUGGACAGAAACAGGCCCAAAGAACAGUGUUGAUACAUGGCUGGGCCUCCCUUGCUUUGGUCAGGCACUUGAAUCCCCUUUCAUUUGCUGGCCCUGUGUGAGUCGAGAGGAGCUCGCCCGUUCUCAGCUGCUAUUUGAGCGUGGCACUUUGCAGAGGGUGCAGAGGCAGCCUGUCUCCUACUUAGUACAUAUGUCCCCUUGGUUUCUCUUUUGUUUUUUGUUCCGUGUCCUUAUCAUGUGAGCCAAUCACUGCUGUCUCUCCCCCUGGCUGGCCUAGGGGGCCUCUCUUGGGUCUCUCUCCUUUUACUAGCUGCUGCCCUGAAAAGACUCCUCCUCCAGGGUAUCUACCCUUUCCCCUGGCUGGCUCCCUGUCUUCUCCCUGCUCAGGCACCAUUAUCCCACUGAGUCUGAGUCUGGCUCCUCCCACUCGUUCACAUACAGGGUGCUUAGUACAUGUGUAGUAGACAGGACUGGCCUUUGUUCCCUGCAUCCUGGCCAUGUUCUCUGGUGGCAUCUGUGUCCCUAGCUCUCUGGGAUGGAGGCUGAGGCUCUGGGGCAUGGCUAAUGCUGUGGCCCCUUACUCCCCUUUACCUGCCCCCAUUCCUGCCUGCCUCACACCCUAGCUUGCUGCUUGUACCAGUUGCCUGUUUUGCUUCAGUGUUUGAUUCUAUCACUUACAUAGAUUCCCCCAAGCCCUCAUACCACUUUCUCCCGCCUUGACCCUGAGCCCCUCCCCAUAGGAGUAAGGGAAGGAAGAGGGAACAGGAGCUCUAGGCCUUGGUUUGCACAGAGUGGGCAGGGCCUUGGGGAAAAUGGGUGUGCUGUCGUGCUGCUGGGACCCCGUUGGUCCUCCCUUUUGGCCCUGCACUAUGUUGUAUGAAAUGUAUGUACAGACCAGAGAUGUUUAUACAGCCAAUAAAGACGGAGUUUCCGUAUUUAUCAGUA
This is a messenger RNA of Dipodomys spectabilis (banner-tailed kangaroo rat), 2540 nucleotides long. It is a transcript of the gene Spryd3, whose product is annotated as SPRY domain containing 3. The record is from RefSeq and is a predicted model, not a curated record. The transcript has 11 exons. NCBI's taxonomy places the organism in Eukaryota, Metazoa, Chordata, Mammalia, Rodentia, Heteromyidae. The coding region runs from base 62 to 1390 and encodes 442 amino acids. Gene Ontology annotation, molecular function: protein binding.